Molecule: messenger RNA, 217 nt
Organism: Racocetra fulgida
Lineage: Eukaryota; Fungi; Glomeromycota; Glomeromycetes; Diversisporales; Gigasporaceae
Source: the annotation of a GenBank genome assembly
CUCUUUAAAUGGUAAUUUGCCUGAAAUUAUUGGAUCAAAUGAAGUUGGUUCUGUGAGAGGAAAUUCAUUAAGUCUUAAUUCAAGUCAGUAUCAGACUUAUUUGGCCAUGAAUGAACGUAUUGAGACAUUUGAAAGUACUCCCGGUCACUUUAGAUCACCAGAUAUCACUAAUAGUUCAUUUGAUUUUCAUGUAAGUAGGCUAUUUCUGGUUAGUUAA